Molecule: messenger RNA, 1902 nt
Organism: Pelecanus crispus (Dalmatian pelican)
Lineage: Eukaryota; Metazoa; Chordata; Aves; Pelecaniformes; Pelecanidae
Source: RefSeq, a predicted model, not a curated record
CUCAGAGUGCCAAGAGAGAGACAAAUUUUGCCAUUCUCACCUGCCUGUGUUAGGACAGUGUUUUCUUUCCUACCCUUCAUGCUUCUGCCGCCGCUGAUGGAGUGGAUGAGAGUGGCUAUCACCUACGCUGAGCACCGGCGCAGUUUGACUGUGGACAGCGAUGAUAUCAGGCAGACAGCCAGACUGCUCUUACCUGGACUGGACUGCGAGCCCCGGCAGCUAAAACCUGAAUGCUGCUUUAGUUCCUUCCGGAGACUGGAUGCUAAGGCUGCUACUGAAAAAUUCCAGCAGGAUCUGGGUUUCCGAAUGCUGAACUGUGGAAGGACGGAUCUGAUCAACCAAGCAAUCGACGCACUGGGACCUGACGGGGUUAACACCAUGGAUGAUCAGGGUAUGACCCCACUAAUGUACGCCUGUGCUGCUGGAGAUGAAGCCAUGGUCCAAAUGCUUAUAGAUGCUGGAGCAAAUUUAGAUAUACCAGUUCCCAGUACCUCGCCGCGGUACCCGUCGGUCCAUCCCGACAGCCGGCACUGGACCGCUCUUACCUUCGCCGUCCUACAUGGGCACAUCUCUGUUGUUCAGCUGCUCUUGGACGCUGGUGCCCACGUUGAGGGCUCUGCCGUUAACAGCGGGGAAGACAACUACGCCGAGACGCCACUUCAGCUGGCCUCGGCAGCGGGGAACUACGAGCUGGUCAGCUUAUUGCUAAGUAGGGGUGCUGAUCCGCUCCUGAGUAUGUUGGAAGUCAAUGGUAUGUCUUCAUCGCUUCAUGAAGAUAUGAACUGCUUCAGUCACUCAGCUGCGCAUGGGCACAGGAACGUUCUGCGCAAGCUCCUGACCCAGCCCCAGCAACUGAAGGGAGAUGUCCUCUCUCUGGAGGAGAUUUUAGCCGAGGGAGUGGAGAGCGACACCUCCAGCCAGGGCAGCUCCAGCGAGGGGCAAGUCAGGCUCUGUAAGACACGAAUGAAGGCCCUGCAGGAGGCCAUGUACUACAGCGCUGAGCACGGCUACGUAGACAUCACCAUGGAGCUCAGGGCACUUGGAGUCCCAUGGAAGCUCCACGUGUGGAUCGAGUCGCUACGGACAACCUUCUACCAGUCUCGAUACUCGGUGGUACAGACCCUCUUACGGGAAUUUGUCACCAUUAAGGAAGAGGACUAUAAUGAAGAACUGGUUAACGAAGGGUUGCAGCUCAUGUUUGAUAUCCUCAAAACCAGCAAAAAUGAUUCCAUCAAUCAGCAGCUUGCAUCCAUCUUCACCCACUGCUACGGCAGCAGCCCGAUCCCCAGCAUUCCUGAAAUCCGAAAGACACUGCCAGCUCGGCUAGAUCCUCACUUUCUAAACAAUAAAGAAAUGUCUGAUGUAACUUUCUUAGUAGAAGGAAAGCUAUUUUAUGCACACAAAGUCCUGCUGGUUACCGCAUCUAACAGGUUUAAGACGCUAAUGACCAAUAAAACAGAACAUGACGGCCAUGGCAGCAAGACUGUUGAAAUCAGCGACAUGAAAUACAGUAUUUUCAAGAUGCUGAUGCAGUAUUUAUACUAUGGAGGAACAGAAUCUAUGGAAAUUCCCACCACUGAUAUCUUGGAGCUGUUGUCGGCUGCCAGCCUGUUUCAACUGGAUGGCCUCCAGAGACACUGUGAAAUCCUCUGUGCCCAGACGAUCAGCACGGAGAACUCUGUUAACAUCUAUAAAUAUGCAAAGAUUCACAAUGCACCUGAACUAGCCUCUUUUUGUGAAGGCUUCUUCCUCAAACACAUGAGCUCUCUUCUAGAGCAGGACUCGUUCAAACAGCUGAUCUACAGCAGGAACAGCAAAGUGCAAGGCCUGGACCCUCUGCGGGACUUGCAGACGGCCCUGGCCGGCCGCCUGCACUCUGUGUACGUCACCUCCAGGGUGUGA